AGUGUCAGUCCAGAUAUUUCUCACAUCGUGCCUGUGAUGAUUACAGUGCCAUCUGGAGAGAAUAAAUUUGACAGCAUGGGACGAAGCCGCACACCGUCGCCAGGAAGACGAAGGGAUCGAUCCCGAGAACGAGAUCGUGACAGAGAUCGACGAAGAAGACGGUCGCGAGAGAGAAGACGAAGGUCUGUAGAACGAGACAGAGUAAAGUCCAGGGACAGAGAUAGGGAACGAGAACGUGAACGAGACAGACACAGAAGAUCAUACACUAGAUCCAGAUCGAGAGAACGUGAUAGAUCAAAACACAGAUCGAAACCAAAAUCGACAAAUGAACGGCCCGUUAUCACAGAAGCGGAUCUCCAAGGCAAAACUCCAGAAGAACAAGAAAUGAUGAGAAUAAUGGGAUUUUGCGACUUUGACAGUACUAAAGGCAAAAAAGUGGAUGGAAAUGAUGUAGGUGCUGUUCAUGUUAUUUUGAAAAGAAAAUACAGGCAAUAUAUGAACAGAAAAGGUGGAUUUAAUCGACCUCUGGAUUUUGUCGCAUAAUCCUCAAAACGGUUUUAAGCGACAAAUUUCUUAUGAAAGAGGAACAUUACUCUUCAAAGAGAAGUGGAUAAAUGAGUAGACUAUAAUUCUACAAUUAAUGUGAUAAUUAA
Messenger RNA from Camponotus floridanus (Florida carpenter ant), 653 nucleotides. RefSeq names its product U4/U6.U5 small nuclear ribonucleoprotein 27 kDa protein (gene ytr). NCBI's taxonomy places the organism in Eukaryota, Metazoa, Arthropoda, Insecta, Hymenoptera, Formicidae. Bases 37 to 543 code for a protein of 168 amino acids. Gene Ontology annotation, biological process: RNA splicing. Gene Ontology annotation, cellular component: precatalytic spliceosome. The transcript has 4 exons. The record is from RefSeq and is a predicted model, not a curated record.